AUGUCAAACUGGAACUCUGGACCUGACGUCCAAGAUUUCGUCAUUGCCGACGAAGAACCAGCUCCACAAGCUUCAUCCAAUCAGGGCUCGACACAGCCACAACAAAAUACGUCCAGUUUCUGGGCUCCUAAAGUGGACCUUUCGUCUGCCUUCACUCCAUUCAUCAAAUCGUCCCAGUUCCAGGAAAACAACACUAUUAGAGAAAGCCAGUAUACUGGAGGCGAUACGUUAGACGAGCCAGUGUGGCAUACUUUGAAACGAGACUUGGCUCAGAUCGGUAGACGGUUGGCGGUGGUCGUAUGGCCUGCUCAGUUGAAACAAUUGGCAUACAAGAACCAGCAGAACUUGCUUAACUUUGCUUCUAAUAAUGGUGUUCGUAUUCCUUCUCAGCUUGCACACGCUACGCCUGUUCCAGAGGAUGACGAGGAGUCUGCUGGCCUGGAUGAGGUGACUGCUUUGGAUUGGGACUUGUGGGGUCCACUUACAUUCUCUUUGGCGUACUCGGUGACCAUGGGUCUUUUGGCGCCAAAGUCACAGACCAAUGUGGUGUUUUCGGGCACGUUUUCGUUUACUUGGUUGUUUUACUUGGUGGUGGGCUUGAACAUCCAGCUUUUGGGUGGAACCAUUUCUUUCUUGUCUGCUAUUUCAGCUACAGGUUAUUCGAUGUUUCCUUUGGUGGUUGGAGCUUUGGUCAAUGGCCUUUUGAUCAAAUGGCGUUUCCUUCGUUUAAUCAUCAUGUUUAUACUUAAUGCCUGGAGCGUUUAUGCCGCUACGAUGAGUCUACGUGGCAUUGAUGUAUGCCGUGCUUAG
Messenger RNA from Candidozyma haemuli, 810 nucleotides. RefSeq lists its product as uncharacterized. Bases 1 to 810 code for a protein of 269 amino acids. Gene Ontology annotation, biological process: endoplasmic reticulum to Golgi vesicle-mediated transport. NCBI's taxonomy places the organism in Eukaryota, Fungi, Ascomycota, Pichiomycetes, Serinales, Metschnikowiaceae. The transcript has 2 exons. Gene Ontology annotation, cellular component: trans-Golgi network; membrane. The record is from RefSeq and is a predicted model, not a curated record.